AUGUCUCAUUGCCCACCUCCCUCACUAAUUGAGAAGGUGAAGGAUGAAAUAGAAGGCUCAUUCCCAAUUCAAAGUGCAUCGUCUCAAAGAUCUGAAGAAGAAGUGUACCAAAAUGUUCUUGCAGGUCCCAUUAUUAGUUUACGUUCAGUUGCAGUAUUGUGUCGUCGCGGUACCCCAGAAAAAUAUCGUGCGGUUUUUUGGAAACUGUUGAUGGGAUUUCUACCCCCUGAAGUAUCCCGAUGGGAAAAAUUGCAGGAGGCAAAGACAAAGGAGUAUUGUGAUAUUGUUCAUAUUGUAUGUGAACUUGAUGAACAGGGAAAAGUUGUAGUGGGAGGAAGUAGUAGUAGAGCGGUGGAUGUUGAUAUUCCCCGCACAAUACCAUCUAUGCACUUCUUUAACGCCCAUGAAGAUCAAUCAAAUGUACCAAGUAUUCAAAUGGUGUUCUCAUCAACGCAGGAGAGUCUACGACGUAUCAUACAUACCCUCGCUGGUGUUAACAGAGGUCUUGGAUAUGUACAAGGUAUGAAUGAGUUGGUUGGUCAUCUUUUAUAUGCGUUUUCUGGUGGAAGGCGUGAAGCUGUAUGUGAUAGUGUAGAGAGUGAAGUUUUCUUUUGUUUUCAGACUAUGCUUACAUAUCUUGGUGAUGACUUUUGUCGUAGUUUAGAUUUUGAUCAAGAUACUGGGGUAAUGUGUACUAUUCACCAUUUUGAAAGACUUUUUCAAUUUAUUGAUCCCAUACUUUGGGAACAUUUGGAGUCACAUCAGGUAAAAUCUGAAUUUUACGCUUUUCGUUGGAUUACACUUCUCUUCACACAAGAAUUUAACGUACCGGAUGUUUUUCGUGUAUGGGAUUUUCUCUUUUCUUUUGGAGAAGAAUUGCGUAGUAUCGUUUUAUACGUUGCUGUUGCAAUGUUACAUUAUCAACGUCAUGAAUUAUUACAGAUGAAUAUUUUAUCUGAAUUUCUUCCCUUAUUACAGUUGUACCCACCAUGUGAUGUUAACGAGUUUCUCAAGAUAGCUAUGAAGUGGAUUGAAAGAUUUGGCUUUCAAUUAGUAAAACAAUUGAAAGUGUCAACUCCAGAAGAUGUUGUUCUGCUGCAGCGUCAACAUGGAAUAAUAAUAGCAAAUGAGGUAUCAUGGAGUGGUAGUUUACGGGGUUUAAUGAGCUCCAUGCGUGGACUUACAAAGUAUCUUAAAAAAGAAUAA
Trypanosoma theileri is the source of this 1206-nucleotide messenger RNA. RefSeq names its product putative GTPase activating protein of Rab-like GTPase. The coding region runs from base 1 to 1206 and encodes 401 amino acids. Gene Ontology annotation, biological process: intracellular protein transport; activation of GTPase activity. NCBI's taxonomy places the organism in Eukaryota, Euglenozoa, Kinetoplastea, Trypanosomatida, Trypanosomatidae. The record is from RefSeq and is a predicted model, not a curated record. The transcript has a single exon. Gene Ontology annotation, molecular function: GTPase activator activity.